AUGGCUGUUGAAUCUACACGUGGUAGUAGAGCGGCUGGUAAGAGAAUUUCAACAAGGCGCUCUCGAUUAGAUGGCGAUCGAUCACGACCAGGAAUUGUAACCAAGAAAACAAACUACUUUAAUACCCCUAUAACUCCAGCUGAGAUGGAAUUUACUGAAAAGGCUAAAAAAUUCUAUGUUGGUGUCAUAGUUUUCUGCAUUUCGCUCAUGGUCAUUUUGGUUGUUUUCGUUGCUAAACCCACUGAACCUGAUUAUACUAGCAAAGAUUGGUUUAUGCCUAAAAGGAGGAGUAUCUUAGCCAUGGCUAGCGAAGUAAUAGAUAAGAAAGAAGGUGAUGGAUACUCUGUGAGUGAUAUGAAUUUGCAAGAGAUUGAUGAAAAGGAAGGCACCAAUAAACCUGCUGUGAAUUGGAGUGCAGUACCAGAUGAGAUCAAGAAUUUUAAAUCAAAAAAGAUAAGAAAAAUAACCAUGAAAAAUAUCUAUUUAGACAGCAAACGUAAGGUGUACAAAGAAAUUAAGCACAAAAAUAAGAAAAGCCAUGUUAAAAUAUACACCAUUGAUGCAUUUCUAAGUGAUAAAGAAUGCGAUGGAUUAAUUGGUGCUCAUAACAGAUAUGUUAGCAAAUUCAAUAAACAAGAUCCUAUCAUGUGCUUUGAUGCUAUCUCUACGCUCAGGAGCCAUCUGAAAGAUGCAAAGUUGAAAAUGCAAGUUACUCCGAAUGUCUUUACAGAAGGCACGACAUGUUUAAACGCUAGUUUUUCUAGCUUAUUAAAAAAACAUCUUAGGUGGAGUUAUAGUACUGCCUUUUAUAAUGGUGAAAGCCCCUUUGCUACUCGCUUCGCAGAACGUAUUGAGGCAGCGACAGGCCUGCCACAAAGCCACGGUGGAAAGUUUCAAAUUACAUCAUAUCCAACAUCUAUAAAUUACAAAGCUCAUACGGACUGUAUGACGGCUACUAAAGAAAAACGAGAUAGAUAUGCAACUGUUUUGGUCUAUUUAACGGACGUCUCGAAAGGCGGCUAUACCAAUUUUACAGAAUUAAAUGUACCUGUCGUCCCUGCUAAGGGUAAAGCACUAAUAUGGAAUAACAUGGACAAAGGCGGUAAUUGCGAUCCUACUUCCAUACAUGCCGCAUCUGAAGUGGUUCGAGGCUUUAAAUAUAUUAUUCAGAGAUGGUACUAUUAUGAAAAUUUUUAUGCCCUUGGAAAGCGUUUAAAAGAACCCGAAUUGCCUGACCGUAAGCCAGAACAACCCAGGGUUACUUGUGAUGAAUAUCAAUAUGGAAGUUGUCGAUGGUAUGAUGAAUGGAAUUAUGAACACUUACUGGCUUAUCGUGAAAGUGCAAAUAAGUUAUAA
Trichoplax adhaerens is the source of this 1356-nucleotide messenger RNA. RefSeq lists its product as uncharacterized. The transcript is spliced from 5 exons. Gene Ontology annotation, biological process: peptidyl-proline hydroxylation to 4-hydroxy-L-proline. The record is from RefSeq and is a predicted model, not a curated record. Lineage: Eukaryota; Metazoa; Placozoa; Uniplacotomia; Trichoplacea; Trichoplacidae. Gene Ontology annotation, molecular function: L-ascorbic acid binding; iron ion binding; procollagen-proline 4-dioxygenase activity. Gene Ontology annotation, cellular component: endoplasmic reticulum. The coding region runs from base 1 to 1356 and encodes 451 amino acids.